CGUCUUUCUACGCAUGCGCAGGAAUACCUGCGAAGAAAUAAUAAACCGACUAGGUAUCCGUAUUGUGAAGGGAAAUAUGUAUAACUAAUUGCAAAUAUUUUUUAUUUUGGUUCUUGAAAAACAAAGACAAUCAACAUGUCUAAGAAAGCAGAAAGCAUUAAAGUUGUGGUGAGGUGUCGUCCUCUAAAUAGCAAAGAAACAGCUGCCGGGCACAAGCGUAUUGUUGAGAUGGAUGUGAAGAAGGGUGUCAUUGUGCUUAAUAAUCCAAAUAACCAAGGCGAGGCCUCAAGGAAUUUUACCUUUGAUGCUGUCUAUGAUUGGAACUCAAUACAAAAGCAAUUGUACGAUGAAACCUUUCGGCCACUAGUGGAGUCAGUUCUAAAUGGUUUCAAUGGCACGAUAUUUGCUUAUGGUCAGACAGGUACUGGCAAAACAUACACAAUGGAAGGUGUACGCAAUGACCUUGAAAAAAGAGGUGUGAUACCAAACUCAUUUGAUCAUAUAUUUACCCACAUUGCUCGAAGUCAAGACCAGCAGUAUUUAGUAAGAGCGUCAUAUUUAGAAAUUUAUCAGGAGGAAAUCAGAGACUUGUUAGCUAAAGAUCAGAGUAAGAGACUGGACCUCAAAGAACGAACAGACACUGGUGUUUAUGUCAAGGACUUAUCCUCAUUUGUAACCAAAAGUGUGAAGGAAAUUGAACACGUCAUGAAUGUAGGAAAUAGUAACAGAUCUGUAGGGGCUACAAAUAUGAAUGAACACAGUUCAAGAUCCCAUGCUAUCUUCAUUAUUACAAUUGAGUGUAGUCAGGUUGGUGUAGAUGGCGAAAAUCAUAUAUGUGUAGGAAAAUUAAACUUAGUUGAUUUAGCUGGUAGUGAACGACAAGGGAAGACGGGAGCUGCUGGUGUACGUUUAAAAGAGGCGACCAAGAUUAACCUUUCCCUAUCCGCACUCAGCAAUGUCAUCUCCGCUCUGGUAGAUGGCAAGAGUUCGCACAUACCUUACCGUGAUUCCAAGCUCACGCGACUCCUGCAAGACUCUCUCGGAGGCAACGCUAAGACAGUGAUGGUGGCCAACAUUGGGCCUGCAAGUUACAACUAUAACGAAAGCAUCACCACCUUAAGGUAUGCUAAUCGUGCAAAGAACAUCAAAAACAAGCCAAAGAUAAAUGAAGAUCCAAAGGAUGCAUUGCUUCGUGAAUUUCAAGAUGAAAUUUCCAGACUGAAGGCAGAACUUAGUAAGAAAGGAGGAGGAGUAGUAGGGUCUGGAGGGAAGAGGAAGAGGAGAAAAAGAAGAGGAGGGCAAGGAGGUACAGGAUCAGAUGGAGAAAUUGAUGAAGAAAGUGAUGAGGAGGUUGAGGUGAUGGACGAGGCUGAAAUGUACAAAGAGGCACAACUGAAGCUGGAGAAUGAGAAACAGACGAUUCUUGCCAAUCAGAACAUGAUUGCUGAGGAGAAAGAAAAGAUUUUAAAAGAUCUUUUGACAAAACAAAAUGACUUGAAGAAACAGCAGCAAGCCCAGGAUGCACUCAAUUCAAAGAUUAAAGCUAUGGAAAGCAAAUUAUUAGUUGGUGGUAAAAGCAUCGUAGACCAUACAAAUCAACAGGAAAAAGAAUUGGAAAAGAAAAGAUUGCUAUUAGCAGAGCAACAGUUGUUCGGUAAGCUUCAACGGGUAAAGUGUGAAAUACAAGAUUUGCAAGAGGAGCACUUAAUGGAACGACAGAACCUAGAGCAGACCCAGAACGAGUUGACACGAGAACUAAAACUCAAAAUGUUGAUAAUUGAGAAUUUUAUCCCACCCGAGGAGAGAGCUAAAAUAUCCAGUCGAGCGGAAUUUGAUGAAGAAGGGGACCAGUGGAGCUUGAAGCCUCUAGCCAAAUCUGAAGGGCCCUUGCAAAUGGCUAAAAGGCCAGUAACAGCGUCUGGUAAUAGGAGACCAAUCACAGAUUAUGCUAAGGUGUCUGCUAACAAAGGGGGUAACCCACGCUACAAGGCGGAGAACAUCCUUAAGAUUGAUCUGGAUCUGCCGAACAGAACGACACGUGACUACGAGGGACCAACUGUUGCACCACGUGUACAGGCAGCUUUGGAUGCUGCCCUCAAGGACGAGGAAGACAUAGAUAUUGAGAUUGUACCAAAUUUCUUUGGGCAAAAUAAAGGAAAGUCUAAGAAAGAAAAAGGAAAGAAAAUUGUUCGUACGACAAAGAAAGGGGGAGCGGUGAACUCUGAACUAUAUCCGACAGCAAGAGGCCUAGUCAGCAAGUAGCGUCUAUUGUGCAAUUUUCAAAAAAA
Anneissia japonica is the source of this 2288-nucleotide messenger RNA. Its product is annotated as kinesin-II 95 kDa subunit-like. The coding region runs from base 136 to 2262 and encodes 708 amino acids. Gene Ontology annotation, molecular function: ATP binding; microtubule motor activity; microtubule binding. The transcript has 19 exons. Gene Ontology annotation, biological process: microtubule-based movement. NCBI's taxonomy places the organism in Eukaryota, Metazoa, Echinodermata, Crinoidea, Comatulida, Comatulidae. The record is from RefSeq and is a predicted model, not a curated record.